AUGAACCCCGUAUAUGAGAAGACCCUUUGUUGUCUAUGCGGCGAGAGCAUCCAUGUAUAUCGAAUCAGGACGCCCGAAGAAGCCGAGGAAGUGACUCACGGUGAUUAUGUAUCUGCGAUGAAAGAUGACCUCGGCCUAUGCUCGACUGAGAAAACAGGAUGUUUUUACAUCGUUCGAAGUACACUAUUCAUGAGGCGAGGGGUGGAUGAGCCAGGUGAGGCUAGCAAUGGAUAUUACUUCUUCGACCUCUUCGAUUUGAAUAAGGGCGAAUUCCCUACCGCCGGACAGCGACUCCCAAUGAUUCCAGACCACAAGGAAAAGAAGGACCAGAUUGGUAUCGUGGGGGAUGGCCUGGAGCAUAUUGGAGCGCAGGGCUGCAAGUCCAGGGCGGGUUCCUCCGGCUAUCGCUUCUCAAAGGAAGAAAUGAAGGCUGCUCAGACGGUCCAGAGCCUCGUCCUUAAGCCGGGCGACUGGGAACCUGAACCAGACGAUCAUGAGAUAGAGCGCUCAAGCAACUACUAUCUUACCGGUGUUUGCAAUGGCAUGUUCGGCCGCGAAGCUCCAACACCAUCUUUACCUGUUCGCCAUGGGAAGCUUGCAAUCGAGCCUAAAUGUCCUUUCCUUGAGACCAGAUGGGAUUCAAGCGAUGGGAUACCUUUUCAUCCAUGGUGCCUUGGCAUGUUCCUCCAACAGUGCCGCUUCCGACUCAAUUAUCUCCCUAUUAAUGAGCUUGUCUGGAUGUUCCUGAAUCCCCCCCAUGAAGCUAUCGAAUGGCUCAUGGAGAAAUUUUUCCACUCAGAGGAAAAGUCCAUACGCGGGGAAGGCGGAUAUAUAACCACGAACCCAUUUUCCGUCUCAGAUCUACGCCCGCUAUUCGAAAGGGCAACGGCCACAGAUCUGUCAUUCAGUGUUGAUGACACUCCCUUCAAGAUACGCCGCGAUACCACUAGGGACUGUUUUUCCAAACUUCCGCAGGAAUUGCGGCUUUCGCUUUUGGAACAUCUUCGACCGGAAGACAUCGCGUCUUUGCGCCUAGCGUCCCGAUCAUUCGAUUACAUUCCCAUCUUCUUCUGGUACCGGCUUCUCUGCCGGGAUAUGCCAUGGAUAUGGGAGAUUUGGAGCGACGAUCCGCCUUAUUUUUGGGCCACGGUGACUUAUGACGAUAUACUGCAAAACGAAAAGGAAGGAUACGAACCUGAUCCCGGAUCCAAGGAGAGAGUUGUGCUUUCGCAUUCGAUUGAUGUGGAUAAGCACCUAGUUGAGUGGACAUUGUCCAAACCACUGCUGGACAAGACGAACUGGUAUAUGCUGUACCGAGAUAUUCGAAGGCUUUACAGGCGUUCUGAAUUCCUCCAGAACCGAGAGAAAAUUUGGCAGACGCAGGAUAGGAUUCUCCGCACGAUGGGUCUGGUGCCCGCUAAGCACCACUGCAGGAAGGGUUGCACAAACACACACGCUGGAUAA
This is a messenger RNA of Aspergillus calidoustus, 1464 nucleotides long. The record is from the annotation of a GenBank genome assembly. NCBI's taxonomy places the organism in Eukaryota, Fungi, Ascomycota, Eurotiomycetes, Eurotiales, Aspergillaceae.